CUGCCUUCGGGCCCACUUUUUGGGUGGGAACCAUAUCGGUGUAUGGAUGCGGAGAAUUCAGUUUUUAGUACAAAUUCGGCGCAGGAACGAGCAACGCGUCUCUUGCCGACCACAAAGUGCAGCGCGAUGUUCCCACCAAAAUUCGGACCAACUCCGCUUCCGAUCUCGAUAGCGCUGCCUGAUUCGGAUCGCAUGGCGGAUCAGGACGCGGUUCUGCCGGUACCCCUGGCCGACAGCCACUUGGACAUGGACCUCAAUCUGAAUCUAAAUAUGAAUACGAAUAUGAAUCUGAAUCUGCAUGUAGACGACAGGCGGCAGGUGCUCUUCGAGGGCUAUUCGGACGAGCUGCUGACCAUCGCCUGGGUGGCCUGCAUAGUGUUCAUCAUCGUGGGUGUUCCCGGAAACCUGCUGACUAUCGUCGCCCUUUCGCGUGGUCGACAGACCCGCAACUCGACGGCCAUAUUCAUCAUCAAUUUGUCCUGCUCGGAUCUGCUCUUCGGCUGCUUCAAUCUCCCAUUGGCCGCCUCCACAUUCAAGGAGCGGGCGUGGACCCAUAGUGAUCUGCUGUGCAGGUUGUUUCCGAUGCUGCGAUAUGGCCUGCUGGCGGUGUCACUGCUCUCCGUGUCGCUGAUCACCAUCAACCGGUACAUCAUUAUCGCCCAUCCCAGGCAGUAUCCAAGAAUCUACCAGCGACGGUAUUUGGCUUUGAUGGUAGCCGGCACAUGGGUCACCACGUUUUCCAUAAUGAUACCCACCUGGCGCGGCGUGUGGGGUAUCUUUGGCUUGGACGUCGACAUCGGAUCCUGUUCCAUCAUGCAUGAUCGGUAUGGCAGAUCCCCCAAGGAGUUCCUCUUCAUCGCCGCCUUCAUGGUGCCCUGCAUCUGCAUCGUGAUCUGUUAUGCCCGAAUCUUUCUGCUGGUGCGAAAGGCGGCCAUUCGCGCGGGAACCGCUGGCAAGAGCAAUGUCAGUGAUGUGACCCCCACCUCCACGACGCAGCAUCAGACUCAAGCCGUGGCCAUGCCAAAAAAGCCGGAGAAGGCGAGCACGUCCAGCGGCGAGGCACACGAACCAAUCGCAGGACGACCCUUUGUGGUGGAGGAGCACCUGGCGUAUAUCGAUGACAAUGCUUCGGCCGACAGUCUACCGAUCUCGUACAGCAUAAGGAGAAGGGAUCAGGACCAGCAGCCACCGCCAGUUGAUGCCAAUGUGGUGCUCAAGGAGCGGGAGAAGGAAAGGGAUCGCGAUCGGGAUCGGGAUCAGGAAAAGGUCAGCCUGGGACGCAGUCAAACGCAACUAGAGAUGGGCAAACCAGCUGGAAAGAACCCCAUCACCACCUCCCUGCGCACCUCCUUCACUCGGUUCAGCCCACGGAAAUCACACUACGCUUCGAUGGGCAAUACCUCGAAUGCUUCCUCCAUUUACCCGGGUAGAAUGAGUGCCAAGGACCGGAGAUUGCUCAAGAUGAUACUGGUGAUCUUUGUGUGGUUUGUAAUCUGUUAUUUGCCCAUCACGGUGGCCAAAAUAUGGAAAAGCGCCACCGAGGUGCACUGGUUCAAUAUUGCCGGCUAUCUACUCAUCUACUUGACCACCUGCAUCAACCCGCUGAUCUACGUGCUGAUGAGCUCCGAAUACCGAAGGGCCUACUGGAAUCUGCUGCGCUGUCACGGCUCUCCGGAUUCCCAGAAGCAACGGAAUCAGGCCAAUGCCAAGCGAAAGCACCUGGAGUCCAAUCGGCAGGUGAAGGCCACGACGUGACUC
Molecule: messenger RNA, 1758 nt
Organism: Drosophila santomea
Lineage: Eukaryota; Metazoa; Arthropoda; Insecta; Diptera; Drosophilidae
Product: protein trapped in endoderm-1
Exons: 3
Coding region: 43-1755 (570 amino acids)
Biological process (GO): G protein-coupled receptor signaling pathway
Cellular component (GO): membrane
Molecular function (GO): G protein-coupled receptor activity
Source: RefSeq, a predicted model, not a curated record